CGUCACUUCCGUUUCCUGCCGCGCGGGGCUCUCAUUUCCGCUCCUUCAGUGUGGCUCUCCCGCGGAGCCGAGCGUACUCUAAACCCGGCUGCGCUCCUUGAGGAGUGACGAGCCUGCGGAACCGCAGCCAUGGGGUGGCUCGUUUCUGUGUAACUGAGGUGUGGUGCCACUGACCAUCCUCACGAACGUGCGCUGUGCUCUCAUGGUGUCCAGCAAGAGACGGCGGAGGCAGAUACUAUGACUGAGGCUGAUGUAAAUCCAAAGGCCUAUCCCCUUGCUGAUGCCCACCUCACCAAGAAACUGUUGGACCUCAUUCAGCAGUCAUGUAACUACAAGCAGCUUCGGAAAGGAGCCAAUGAGGCCACCAAAACCCUCAACAGGGGCAUCUCUGAGUUCAUUGUGAUGGCUGCAGAUGCUGAGCCGCUGGAGAUCAUCCUGCACCUCCCACUGCUGUGUGAAGACAAGAAUGUGCCCUACGUGUUUGUGCGCUCCAAGCAGGCCCUGGGACGGGCCUGUGGGGUCUCCAGGCCUGUCAUUGCUUGUUCUGUCACGAUCAAAGAAGGCUCACAGCUGAAGCAGCAGAUCCAGUCCAUUCAGCAGUCCAUCGAAAGGCUCUUAGUCUAAACCUGUGGCCUCUGCCACAUUCUCCCUGUUGACUCCUCCCCCUGAGAUUGUGUAUAUCAUAUUGUCUGUGUUAGCAUGUAGUAUUUUCAGCUACUUUCUAUUGUUAUAAAAUAUUAUAGUACUACAUUUUGGUUUCUGGA
This is a messenger RNA of Microcebus murinus (gray mouse lemur), 764 nucleotides long. RefSeq names its product small nuclear ribonucleoprotein 13 (gene SNU13). Gene Ontology annotation, cellular component: nucleolus; ribonucleoprotein complex. The record is from RefSeq and is a predicted model, not a curated record. Lineage: Eukaryota; Metazoa; Chordata; Mammalia; Primates; Cheirogaleidae. Gene Ontology annotation, biological process: ribosome biogenesis. Gene Ontology annotation, molecular function: RNA binding.